Messenger RNA from Eremothecium gossypii ATCC 10895, 1821 nucleotides. RefSeq names its product alpha-1,2-mannosyltransferase MNN2 (gene MNN2). The record is from RefSeq and is marked provisional. Gene Ontology annotation, biological process: mannan biosynthetic process. Gene Ontology annotation, cellular component: Golgi apparatus. The transcript has a single exon. The coding region runs from base 1 to 1821 and encodes 606 amino acids. NCBI's taxonomy places the organism in Eukaryota, Fungi, Ascomycota, Saccharomycetes, Saccharomycetales, Saccharomycetaceae. Gene Ontology annotation, molecular function: alpha-1,2-mannosyltransferase activity.
AUGCUUAGGCGCAAGUACUCGAAGACGCUGAAGCUGAGCCUGAUCACGGUGGCCCUGGGUGCGCUCUUCUUGGUGACGAACCGAUGGCUGCCAGGCGAGUUCCCUUCGGUGUACACCGAGUACCUGCAGAACCGGCUCCCAAACCUGGGCUCGUUUGGGAAGCAGCAGCAUAUGGAGGAACAGGAAAGCCAGACGCGCCAGAUGAUCGAAGAGGGCGAGAUGCGGAGCAAGCCGUCGGAGCUGCUGGAGGAGGAAGCCGCGCGCACGGAGCAGGCCGAACGCAAGUCGCAGAUCUUCGCGUUCUACCAGAAGGUGUUUGAACUGUUGGCGGAGCACUCGCCGUCGGGGCAGAUCAGCCACAAGAGCGGGAGACAGUGCCAGGUGAGCCAAGUUGUGUUGCAGGGGCACUUGGAUGACACGAGCCACUGGCCCCUGCUCACGCGCGAGCACUUGAGCAAGUGUCUCAAGAUGACACAGAAGGACAAGCAGAUGGUUUCAGACAAACACAUGCACUACGUGGAUGCGCUAAGCAACCUCAAGCUCAGCAAACGCGCCUACAGCGGCGCUGGCAUCGUCACAGUUGGCGGCGGUAAGUUCAGCAUGUUAGCAUUGCUUCUGAUCAAAUCGCUUCGUAAAGUAGGCACCUCGCUGCCGGUGGAGGUGCUCAUUCCCCCAGGUGAGGAGGAAGAGUAUGAUUAUUGCUCCAAACUGCUCCCCGAGGUGGGCGCCAAAUGUAUCUACUUGAAAGACGUGCUCCCGCCCGCGGUUAUCAAUAACCACUACUUCGAAGGCUACCAGCUAAAGUCGGCCGCGAUCAUUGCAUCGAGUUUCAAGGACCUCCUGCUUCUCGAUGCGGAUAAUAUUCCGAUCCUGAACCUGGACGACAUCUUCCAGUCAAAGCCAUACGUCGAACACGGCCUUGUGCUGUGGCCCGACUUCUGGCGCAGGUCCACCAGCCCGGACUACUACGAGAUCGCCCGCGUCCAGGUGGACUACAACCGCCGCGUCCGGAACCAUAUAGAUAACCUGACCCCGGCCUCGGUGUAUACCCAGAACAUGAAGGAUCUGUCUAGUAUACCGAUGCACGACAUGGAGGGUACGCUGCCAGACCCCUCGACAGAGUCCGGCCAGCUGCUAAUCGACAAGGAAAGGCACCUGAGCACAGUGCUGCUCUCCCUGUACUACAACGUCAACGGCGAGACGUGGUACUACCCUCUAUUCUCGCAGGGCGCACCCGGAGAGGGUGACAAAGAAACAUUCAUUGCCGCCGCCAACUUCUACCGGAAGCCCUAUUACCAGGUUAGAACCUCCACGGGCGCCGAAGGCUACCAUACGAAGAAGGGCUUCUCUGGCGUGGCCAUGCUGCAACACGACUUCAGAGAGGACUACCGCCGCUACGAGGCCGCCAGAGAGGACGUGAAGACCAAGUACGCCAAGUCGCAGCAGUACGACCCGGAGUACACGGUCGAGGGGUUCUACAAAAAGUACUUCGAGGACCCCAAUCAGCCCCCCGUAGACGUGAUGUUUGUGCACGCCAACCUGCCGAAGUUUGAGCCCCUUAAGAUGUCGGAGAAACAACUGCUGAUGGAGAACGGGAGCCACUUCCGCUCGUACAGCCACCUGGACAAGCUGCACAACUACGACAUAGAGCUCGAGUCGUUCCGGGUCCUCAACGAAUACCUCUGCGUCCGGAAGGUCCAGCUCAAAUUCUACAAAGACAAGUUGUCAAGGCCAGCAAAGUGGAACUCGAUGUGCAAGUAUGUCGAGGACAGGCUGAAAUUUCUUGAGAGCACACAUGAAGAAGCCUUGCGGAAGACGUAA